AUGCCCGCCGUCCUCCCACCGAACUACACCCUCCACCAGGGCUACCCCGCCGUCGAAUCCUACCUCCACCUCCGCCACACCAAGAAACACCCGAAAUCACCAACCGCCCAACAAGCCGAAUCCGCCCUCCGGGGAAGCUGGUACGGCUGCUACAUCACCUACACGGCAUCAGCUUCACCUUCCACCUCCGAAAAAAUUACCACCACCAACCCAGAAACGCAAAAAACCGGCGAAGUGGUCGCCAUGGCCCGCCUCAUCAGCGACGGAAUCUGCACCUUUCAGCUGACGGACCUGCUCAUCGCCGCGAACCACAAGUACAAGAAGCUGGGGAACGUGGUCGUGGCGCAUCUCCGGUAG
Aspergillus fijiensis CBS 313.89 is the source of this 357-nucleotide messenger RNA. RefSeq lists its product as uncharacterized. The coding region runs from base 1 to 357 and encodes 118 amino acids. NCBI's taxonomy places the organism in Eukaryota, Fungi, Ascomycota, Eurotiomycetes, Eurotiales, Aspergillaceae. The transcript has a single exon. The record is from RefSeq and is a predicted model, not a curated record.